GCAUGUGGUUGGUCGCCGAGGGCAAACGACUCGAGUAUGCUGAAGAGGUUUACUCUAUCAACGAAGCACAUGAUGGCAAGAAGAUUACUCUGCUCUGCCCUACCAUGCAAAUCCGCAGCAGAGGUGAUACACUGAAUCGUCCCACCUUGACAGUGGAACUGGAAGCCGUAAUGGACGACGUCCUCUCCGUCGAAGUCACCCACUGGCACGGUGCUCUAAACAAAGGCCCACACUUUCCCCUCUUUCCCUCUGGAAAACCACAAGUAAACGCCGACAUCCAAAAGACAGAACAAGGCACCACAAUCUCAGCCGGCAAUCUCUCAGCAACAGUAUCUUCUGCACCCCACACCUUCGACAUCCGCUUCCACAGCAAAGACGGCAAGCACAAACUUACCUCUCUGCUCAAUCGCAGCGUGGGACUCGCUUACUCGCCCGCAACAAGCAGCCCCAUGCAGACUGCAGACAUGAGAGAUAUAGAUCACUACAUACUCACCCAAAGCACUUUGGGAGUGGGCGAACAAGUCUACGGCUUGGGCGAACGCUUCGGCGCGCUCAAUAAAGUGGGCCAAGCAAUCACACUCUGGAAUGCCGACGGCGGCACCUCCAGUGACCAAAGUUACAAAAACAUUUCAUUUUGGAUGAGUAACAAGGGCUACGGUAUCUUUAUCGACGCCACCGAAAAGGUGGACUUGGAAGUGGGCAGUGAAAGAUGCUGCAGAGUACAGACUUCAGUCCUGGGCCAACGUCUAAAAUGGCACAUCAUCUACGGGCCCUCGCCCAAACAGAUCCUCGAUAAAUACACCACACUCACCGGCAAACCUACCAAAGUGCCCACCUGGAGUUUUGGCUUGUGGCUCAGUACUUCCUUCACCACCGAAUACGACGACAACACCGUGCUCUCCUUUCUCGAAGGCAUGAAGCAAAGAGACAUCCCCCUGCAAGUUUUCCACUACGAUUGCUUUUGGCUGCGCGCUUUCCACUGGUGCGACUUUGUGUUUUCGCCCGCCCAUUUCCCUGAUCCGAAAGCGAGUAUUUCUCGUCUCAAGGCUUCAGGACUCAUGAACAAGGUUUGUGUAUGGAUAAACCCCUACCUCGGACAAGCCUCCCCCGUCUUCGCCGAAGCAGCCGCAAACAACUACCUCCUGCGCCGCAAAAACGGAGACGUCUUUCAAUGGGAUCUCUGGCAAAGCGGCAUGGGCAUCAUCGACUUUACAAACCCCGCCGCCUGCGAGUGGUACACUUCCUGUCUGGAAAAACUCUUCGAUAUCGGAGUCGACAGUCUGAAAACAGACUUUGGAGAACGCAUACCCAGUAAAGAUGUACAGUGGUUCGAUACCUCUGUCGACGCGGAGAAAAUGCACAAUUACUAUGCGUAUAUCUACAAUAAAGUUGUUUACGAGGCUCUGCAGAAGAGGUUUGGGAAAUAUGAAGCCGUGUUGUUUGCUCGCGCUGCUACGGCAGGAACACAGCAAUUUCCUUUGCAGUGGGGAGGUGAUUGCGAGAGUACCUUUGAAGCCAUGGCUGAAUCGCUGCGUGGCGGGUUAUCGCUGGGAAUGUGUGGUUUCUCCUUCUGGAGCGUGGAUAUCGGUGGGUUUGAGGGUACGCCUAAUGCAGCCAUCUACAAGCGAUGGGUGCAAUUUGGACUUCUAUGCUCGCAUUCAAGAUUGCACGGUAGCAACAGUUAUCGUGUUCCUUGGCUGGUGGACAACAAUGAUGAGAGCGAGCAAGGCUGCAGCGCGGUGUUGAGAAAGUUUACACAGUUGAAGUGCAGGUUGAUGCCGUAUCUGUACUCGACGGCCAUGGAGAGUAUCAAGCACGGCUGGCCUGUCAGUGUAAGGGCCAUGGCCAUCGAGUUUCCAGAGGACAAGACGGCAUGGCUGUGUGAUCAGCAGUUCAUGCUGGGAUCCAGUCUCUUGGUUGCGCCAGUGUUUGACGAAAGUGGAGAGGUCGAGUUUUAUCUGCCCAAAGGCAAGUGGACUAGUUUCUGGGAUGGCCAGGUUGUUGAAGGACCAAGAUGGGUCAAGGAGACGCAUCAGUUUGAUACGUUGCCGUUGUAUGUCAGGGAAGGCUCUAUUCUGGUGCUUGGAAAACAAGGAGAGAAGAGAACGACUUGGGAUUGGACCAAGGAUGUCGAGGUCAAGACUUUCUUCCCCAACGAAAAGUCGUCCUUCCAACUGGUAGACCCGGACAACAAAGAGCUGGCUACUAUUACUGCCACCAAAGAGGGUGAUGAGUUGGAAAUUAAGGGUGCUGAAGCUUUGGCUCAA
Messenger RNA from Aureobasidium uvarum, 2267 nucleotides. The record is from the annotation of a GenBank genome assembly. Lineage: Eukaryota; Fungi; Ascomycota; Dothideomycetes; Dothideales; Saccotheciaceae.